Misgurnus anguillicaudatus (oriental weatherfish) is the source of this 1892-nucleotide messenger RNA. RefSeq names its product cerebellin 12 (gene cbln12). The record is from RefSeq and is a predicted model, not a curated record. NCBI's taxonomy places the organism in Eukaryota, Metazoa, Chordata, Actinopteri, Cypriniformes, Cobitidae. Gene Ontology annotation, molecular function: protein binding. Gene Ontology annotation, cellular component: glutamatergic synapse; synaptic cleft. Gene Ontology annotation, biological process: maintenance of synapse structure.
GGGCUGGAGAGAGAGAGGUGAAGGUGGUGGAGCAGGAAGGGGAGUGUCUUUAGUAGAUAGGAUGAGUAUUUCUCCUACAGAAGAUACUUCACAUCUUUUACAAGAACCCGAAGGACGCCCCACUAAAUCAGGUUGGCUGUGAUGAUGGAUUAUUUUUGGAUUGAUGAGAAACCUCUAAAUGUCCUUGCCAUUGGUCCCCUACGGGCAAUAUAACAGACAGAGUAGAUCUUCAUCAAAAGAAACGUGACAGACAGGACGGCAAGCCGGAAAAACGGAUUGAUUGAGAAAAAGAGAAAGUGAAGUUGAAAAGAAGAAACAUACUAAAGACAUAAAAAGAUUGAUAAUUUUAAUGGUAGUUUAUAACACCUCAGUUCCUCGGGAGUUAGAAGACGACCGUAAAAUCCACCCCUCAUUUUAGUUGAGAUAUACCAAGGAAUAAUGAAGACAAUGCUGCCCAACUUUGCCAGGUUAUCUGCUUUGCUAUCCAUGCUAUUGGCGUGUCUGUUUAUUGUGAUGGGCCCUGUAGUGGUCCGAGGGCAAAAUGACACUGAGCCUAUAGUACUGGAGGGUAAAUGUUUGGUGGUGUGUGAUUCAACACCCUCUUCAGAGCCGGCGGGGAAUGCAUUGGGUAUGUCAGUGCGUUCGGGUACCGGCCGUGUCGCCUUCUCUGCCACACGCCAGACAAACCAUGAACCCACAGACAUGAGCAACCGUACCAUGAUCAUCUACUUCGACCAGAUCUUGGUGAACGUGGGUAAUCAUUUUGACCAGGAGAGCAGCAUCUUCCUCGCUCCGAGACGAGGGGUGUACAGUUUUAAUUUCCACGUGGUGAAGGCAUAUAACAGACAAACCAUACAGGUGAGUUUGAUGCUGAACGGAUGGCCAAUGAUCUCAGCCUUUGCUGGAGACCAGGAUGUGACACGGGAGGCAGCCACUAAUGCUGGGCUUGUGAUCAUGGAGAGAGGAGACAAGGCUUACCUCAAACUAGAGAGAGGCAACUUAAUGGGAGGCUGGAAGUACUCAACCUUUUCAGGCUUCCUGGUCUUCCCGUUGUAAAGAAUGAUGAUGUGAUAGAGACAAGAUGGAUACAGGGUUACAUGCGCUUUGAAGUUACAAUAUGGGGAAUAUUAAAGGACACCUAUUAUGCCCAUUUUUACAAGAUGUAAUAUAAGUCUCAGGUGUGCACAGAAUGUGUCUGUUGUUUAUUCUAUCACAGAUUAUUUAUUAUAGCAUGUCCAAAAUGCCCCAUUUCUUAAAUGCGCUGUUUUAAUGUGCGUACCUUUAAAUGCAAAUGAGAUACUGCUCCCCACUCCCUUGCCAAAAGAAACAGCAAGUGCUUUCAGUUAUGAUUCCUGUGAAAACAAUCUUAAGCUACUAUUAAGAUAUGGCAGACCACAUAUAGCUCGCUGAGGGUGGAAACUAUGGUAAUGCUGGACUGUCAGUCAGUUGCUGUGGGAGGGGCUUUAUCAGUGUGAUGUCACAUCAACAAGAAAAUCAAAACGGCAUGUCUAGAAACUGCUUUGUUUUAAUGUGGAUUUAAAAAUGAGUGUGUGGAUUUAUUUUAAAAACACAUUUAUAUCCAAACACCUUGUAAAGGUGGAGUUUGCAUAUAGGUGCCCUUUAAAAAUAGGACAGAUGCCACAAAAUCAGUGUUUGUGUUUGUUCUUCUAUUUUUUUUUUAAGGUGUGAGAGGAUAUAAAACAGAGAUAUUUAUUCAAAUCAAAGUGACUACGUAAAGAUUAUCAUUAUCAAUCAUUUGUUUGAAUAUCUGUUAUCACAUUUUUUAGAUCAGGUCUGUAUGCUAAUAUGUAUUUCUGAAAACUAGUAUUUCUCAAGUCAUAUUAAAAGUGCCCCUAAGAAUAAAAAGUGUUUAAAAUGAUGCAUUUCCUUAA